AUGCCAAUGAAUGAUGGUGCGGUAUCGAUUAUUAUAGCACUUAUAAGAUCUCGAGUAUCUCUGUUUUUAGAAAUGAGAGAUCUUUAUUCUAUUGUCAACGUUCUGGCUCUUUCAACACUUGGUACAGUCACUGCAUCAGGUUUCUACAGUGCUGCCGGUUCAGCAAGUGUGCAAGGUGAUUAUGUUACUGACCGUGCUCAAGGCGGAGGCUUCAACGCCGGUGGAAUUGCUCCUCAGUGGAUUGAAAUCGACCUUCCGAGCGCAUACAGUAUAUAUAGUGUGUGCUUGAGUGUUGGCCAAAAUCCUAAUGGCGCUACACUGCACGAAAUCUAUAUGGGUACUUCGUCAACCACUUUAUCACUAGUUACUACCUGGAAUAGCUACACAUCAUCCGGUGAAUGGCUCAAAACUACAUAUAAUCCAAUGGUAACCGGGAUAACUGCUAUUCGCGUCAGCACUGUCUCCAGUCCAUCGUGGGUGGCCUGGAAUAAGUUUCUCAUUUAUGGAGUCUGA
Molecule: messenger RNA, 513 nt
Organism: Rotaria socialis
Lineage: Eukaryota; Metazoa; Rotifera; Eurotatoria; Philodinida; Philodinidae
Source: the annotation of a GenBank genome assembly